CAUGAAUUAAACUAAAAGACUUGCCUGAUGAACUUAAUGUAAGGUUACGAUAAAGCGGAAUUACAAAAGCAUUGUGAGAAAACAACUGACUCUGUGAUCGCACAAAAAAACACGAGAAAAGAUUAUGAACAACAACCAUGUUGCUUUACAUUAAAUUUACUAAACCGUGCUUUUACUCUGCCUGUAAAAUAACAUCAAUAGAAAGUAGAAUUGGUUAAAGUGCACAUAAUUUUCCCUCCCAUUUCUUGUUUUAAACAUAUCAAAUAUCUUAAUUUCUUUUAAAUAUUUUGAAAUUAUUUAGUAUAUUUUUAAUAGGUGGCCAAAUGUCAUCGUAUAAAUAUUAAAAUUUGCACUGAAAAGUGAUGUCUUUUCAUAUUUCCCGAUGAGUGUCAUUCUGGUGGAUGUUAUUUAAUACUAAAGUACCACUGUCAGUUGCAAAACUUUUCCCACCUUUCAAGUAUUUUGACCACAGUUGACAUAAGCAUGGCUUCUUCUAGAAGAUUUUUUGUUGGAGGCAAUUGGAAAAUGAACGGAGAUAACGCAAGUAUUGCAGAGAUUGUGAAAUUUUUAAACGAAGGAGUGAACGACUCCACAAGCACAGGUGAAUUUCUAUCAUAUAUUACUGGUUGAAAAAGUUUAGAAAAGUGGUAGUCUCUUUAUUAUGGCACUGAUAUGGCCGUCGUUGAUUUUAUUUUAGAGGUCGUAGUUGCACCACCAGCUCUAUACCUGAAACAGGUUGUGACAGAUGUUAACAAAAAUAUAGCUGUGUCAGCACAAAAUUGUUAUAAAGCAACUAAAGGUGCAUUUACUGGAGAGAUAAGGUAAGUUCCCGUGCAUGUCGAAAUAAGCAAGUGAGGUAGCCAGGCGUGAGAACAUAUUUUUCCACCAGUUACUGCUAAAUUUUGUGCUCAAAAUUCACUAAAUCAACAAAAAUUUACCAAAUUAAUGCACCAGUCAAUGUAAAUCCCCCCCCCCCCAACCGGGGAGGGGGGCAGGGACAAUUUCGCUCUUUUACUACUGCUGCAAGUCAAAAUCCCUGCCCCUCCCCGGUUGGGGGGGGGGGGCGGGGGGUUACAUUGACUGGUGCAUAAUUUCCCCUUGAUAUGUGGUGACUGCAUGUAGAUAUGGUGGUGAAAAUAUACACACCACCAUGAAGACCCUGGGGGCGAGGUUGAUCUAUUAGAAGAUUGAUUAGUAUUAGGUAAUGUUUUCGUCAUGUGCAAUCACAGCUUCCAACAAGGCAACUGACUAAGUUAGCAUAAAAAAAAACGAUUGAAAAAACCCACUAUUUCAUAUUCCAUGUUUGAAAUUAAUUGCUGAACAUUAGCAUCUCUAUUAUGCCCUUGACACUGGAAACCCUCCCCACUCCAGGGUUUAAUCUCCCAUCCCCUGGGUCACAAAUGAUACUCUAAACUUCACUCAUCCCCCACCCAUGUUUCCCUGGGGAGGGUGGGGGUUUCAGUGCAUUACACAAGAUACCAACACAAACUUUUACCAAAAAGUUAAUGAAUUUUAAAAAUCUACAAAUUUUACCAGAAUUUUACUAAAAAAAUCUCAAAUUACUAUUUUUUUCCCAAAAUUGACAAAAGUUUUCCAUAAGUAAAAUAUUUUUUUUUUGGGGGGGGGAGUAAAAGCUGUUACCAAGUACAUAUGCUUGGUUAGGGAAACAAUGCAAGCACUCUGGUGCACUAAAACAUUUCUGUAAAAAAGUCUGGGGUGAUUCUGACCAACUCUGCAGUCUGAGAAAGAGGUAAGCUCCAUGUUGUGGUCAAUAGGUGGGUUUUGGUCAGGGACACCUGAACAACGUCACGGCAAGGGAAAUGGAUUUUCAUGGUGGGGCACUUUUCAACGGGUUCAUAAAUUUAGAUUUAGCAACGCCCCCCCCCCCAAUGAUUUUUAAAUUCUCAAAUAUUUCUUUAAAAUCAAAAAGAGAGGGCGUCGACCCUUGUCCCCUAGUAGUCUUGUAUUUCAUGGCCACUAAAAUAGAAUUAAGAAGUUAAUGUAGGUUAAUUUUCUUGGUCCUACAAGAGUGAAAAAUUGUGAAGAUAAGCCCAUCUACUGCCUCGUAACUAGUUUACUGAAACCCACCAACAUGUGGCGUUUGUUGUUUUAAGUCCAGAAAUGAUAAAAGAUGUUGGUGGGAAAUGGGUGAUACUAGGGCAUUCAGAAAGAAGACAUAAAUUUGGGGAAAAAGAUGAGGUAAAGUUUCUCUUAAUUAAACUAUUGGAUGGAUUGACAGCAGGGUCUUAGCUAGGAUUUUAGAUCUUGGGCGUGUUUCUAAUGACCAGGGCGUGCACAUGUCAAUUACUUUGAAUAGCAAAAUAAUGGCUCUAGUUAUGCUCGCCAACAACAAUGCCUGUGGUUGUUCUAUGCUUUGCAGCCAAAUACAAGGCGAGCAUACGCGCGCACUGACAAUUAAGUUAUUUCAACAAAAUUAAAACCAUUUGAACACCAUACAGUUCCCAUUAUCCAUCAAAACAUUAAAACAUCACGGAUCACUUUUGCCAAUUCAACAACAACAGUAGAUUCUACAAAUUUUCUUGUCGUAAAUAGGAAGAAAUUCUGUCUGUCGUAAGUAUAGCACCACCUUAUUUUAUGAACCUAUAUACACGGCCUUAUAUAAAUAGUGAAGCCGCGUUCAUUUUAUCUAGCCGUGUUUUUGCACUUUUGGCCGCGAUAACACAGCCAACACGGCCCUCUAGCUAAGACCCUGAUUGACAGCCAUUAUUGUAUGUCAUGUACAGACUGAGGUACCAUGUUCUGUUUCUUAAUUCAUUCCAGUUAAUUGGUGAGAAAGUUGGACAUGCGUUGUCAGCAGGCAUUGGUGUGAUUGCAUGUGUGGGAGAAUUGUUAAGUGAGAGAGAAAAUGGUACUACUUCUGAAGUUGUAUAUAGACAAACCAAGGCAAUUGCAGGUAAAUGUCAAGUGUCAGCAGUGGCGGAAAUCUUGGUGGGGCGGAAAAUUCACCUUCGCGGAAAUUUUGACCUAAAAGAGGGCUAAAAACAGUCUUUUCGAGUGCAAAUGGGGGGGGGGGUCGGAAAUUUGAAAGUUUUGUCGGAAAUUUAGGAGUGAAUUUCCGCCACUGAGUGUCAGAAACAAGAUUUACAGUCAAUUCCUCCAUUGAACCCUGUCAAAUAACCCCCCUCUUGUGGACACUUUAUGUUACCCCCCCUUCUUGGCCUCUUGCGGAUACUCUGUUAAGUCGUUAACCACUACCAAAUGUGGCUGAAAUAGAGAUUCACAGUAUUUAUUGUUUUUAGGAAAUGUUAGUGACUGGAACAGAGUAGUAAUAGCAUAUGAGCCAGUCUGGGCCAUUGGUACAGGCAAGACGGCAACACCCGACCAAGCACAAGAAGUUCAUGACCUUAUUAGGAAAUGGUUGAAUGAUAAUGUAUCGUCUGAUGUUGCUAAUUCAAUCAGGAUUAUCUAUGGUGGUAAUGUAUUUAUGUUGUUUGGCCUUCCUCAUAUUUACUUUCUUGUCAAACUAUGUUAUCAUAAAUUACUUAUCCAUUAUGAUGUAGUUAUGAUAUGGCAAGUAUCACUUCUGGUGAAAUGGCGGACUGUGAUUGGCUGAGAAGCACUUUCAGCGGCUCAUUAUUUUCCCGUAAUGGACCGCUGUCCAUUACGUAAAAACAAACGCAUGCAUUUUAAAACAAAAUUUUUUGUUUUAAUAAUUUUAUUUGUUAUUACAGAUAAACUACGUGAAGCGUUCCUCUUUUGACUUCAUAACUCAUUUGGAAAUUUCCUCAUUAGCUUUGCAAAUUUGAAAAACUCUUUGCAAAUCCUUUGAGGGAAUUUGCAAUAUUCCUAUCGGCUGUUGCAAUAUUCCAAUGCAACGAACUUCAUUUUAAAUUUUCCUAACUUCCUGUUUUAAUCAUGUUUCGCUCGCUACUCUGGUUUAAAUAAAUGAUUACAAAGCCCAGUCGAAUUGUAAUCAAGACCCAACGUUUCGACACUCCAGUCUAGUGUCUUCAUCAGGGGUGAUCUAAAACUGCGAUCGUGGCUUCUUAAAUACCCAAGGGAUGACGUCACCUGCCAAGAAGAUGCAUAUAUUCCUCUGGAAAAUAGGCACCGUCAUCCCUAUUCAACGCAUGAUGACUCAUAUUUAUAUGCCACGCUUCAAAGCAUGAUGACUCAUAUUUAUAUGCCACUGUUCUGAGCGUUAUUGGUCGAUUAUUUUUGGUAGCCAAUUGCAACGCCCAGAACAGAACAGGAAGUUAGGAACUUGUAACAGGAAGUUAAGAACUUCUAUAUAACAGGAACUGAGGAAAAUUUAAUUGGCCGCUUUUAGCAACAUUGCAAAUUCCUUCAUUUUUUUUUAAAUUGCAAAAGUAAUGAGGAAAAUUGCAAUCAAUUUAGCAACUCAAAAGAGGAACGCUCCACGUAGUUUACCUGUAGUAAGAUAUCUGCAAAUGGUUUCUGGUGGGAAAGAAGGAAUACAUUGGUAUUUUUUGUUUUCUUCGACCAAAUGUGUACCACGCUACUAGCAUGCAUUUCAAAUCACGCAUUUCUUGUUUGUUUCAAGUAUAAAUGCCUAUAAAUGCCAUAUAAUAAACUUUUUAUUAACCUCACUUGCUCGGUUUGUACAGAGAAAUAUCGGACAUUCGGACGUCGGUCUUUUUGUACAGACCUCGCCUCACUGGCUCGCCGCUCGGUCUGUAGAAAAAAGACCUCGAUCCAAUAUUUCUCUGUACAAACCUCGCGUUCGGCUAAAGGGCAUAUGACUCGAAAACUAACGUUGUUAUUUUUUAGUCUAAUAUCUUCAAAACGAAGCAAGAAAAUAAAAAUCUAUCAAGGAUGUUACUCUGCACUCUACAGUUUUCAAUAAUCUUUCAAAUUAGACUAAUUUUCAAAUUAGACUAAUUAAAAUAACAACGUCAAUUUUCGAGUCAUAUGCCCUUUAAUAAGAAGUUAUUAUUAACCAUGAUUAUUACAAUCCUCUGGUAGGCUCAGUGAAUGCAAAGAACUGUCGAGAAUUGGCAACGAAACCUGACGUUGAUGGAUUCUUAGUUGGUGGAGCAUCUCUGAAACCAGAGUUCAUUGAAAUUAUAAACGCCAAGUCCUAACGUGGUUUUAGAAGACGUUUAUUCCAGCCAUAAUUGUAGUUUGUGGAAUAUAAACCCUUCAAAUUACUCAUUCCCAUAAUAUCAUGAACUGAGAUGUGAAUAUUAAUUUACAUAUUAAUUAAAGAAAUAG
Molecule: messenger RNA, 5196 nt
Organism: Paramuricea clavata
Lineage: Eukaryota; Metazoa; Cnidaria; Anthozoa; Malacalcyonacea; Plexauridae
Source: the annotation of a GenBank genome assembly